CCGCGGGGGACGAGGAGGCGCGCGCGCUGGUGUCGGCGUGGGCGUUCAACUGCGAGCGCAUCAUGCACGGCACGCCGUCCGGUGUGGACAACGCCACGUGCACGUACGGCGGGCUGGUGCGCUUCCGCCGCGGUGAGCCGGCGCGCGUGCUGCGCGCGCCGGCCUCGUUGCGCGUGCUGCUCGUGGACACGCGCGUGAGCCGCCGCACGCGCGCGCUGGCCGAGCGCGUGGCGGCGCGGCGCGCGCGCGAGCCGGCCGCCGUGGACUGCAUCGUGCGCGCGUGCGGGCACCUCACCGACAGCGCCGAGCAGAUUUUCGAAAAACUGUCUAACUGCGAAGGAGAUACGGAUUCUUUAUAUGAGCAUCUGGCGGAGCUGUGGGGCGCGUGCCACUGCCUGCUGGCGGCGCUGGGCGCGUCGCACGGCGCGCUGGAGGCCGUGCGGCGCGCGGCGGCGGCGCACGGGCUGGAGGCCAAGCUCACGGGCGCGGGCGGCGGCGGGUGCGUGUCCGCAGUCCACAACCCUCCUCUUUUACUUGAUACCCAUAUCGAGGUAGUGUGAAAACCAUCAGCAUUUUGUGGCGGCGGCCCUGUUGGACAUAUUUUCGCAAUACUCCCGACUAAUUUAACCUAUCGAAAAAAAGUUCGAGACACGUCACAGACAGAUUCACACGGACACACACACACGCAGUACACACGACCUUACCAACAGACUUGUCAAACUUAUAACACCCCGUCGUGUUUGCUUGGAGGUUGACAAAUAUCAAGUUGAAAAUUAUGUGUAUGCUUCUUUUAGGUUGUAAUUUUGACGAGUGGUGAUGUAGUUUAUUCAUGUUUGUUUUUACGUUGAUACCGCCAAUUUUAAAUUUAGAAAACUUAUAGAAAUUUAUGGCGAUAACACUUUAAGUUUUAUUUAAUUUAUUUGAGCGAGAAAUAGUCCAGUUCAGUUUACACAAUUAUUAUGUUGAAAAUAAUUCAAAUUAUGAAGUGACUCAGUUAAAUGAUAAUCUAAAUCCAUCCUGAUUUCGAUUUUGUUUUAUAGUACUUUAUCUACUCACACGCUUUAAAUACUCUGUAAAAGUUUCUGAACAGCUAGCUUAUGUCCAAUAUUGAAACGCCCAAUGUCCUAAUAACCAUUAUAAUAUCAUCCAAACGGACCCGGAUACGGAUAAACUGUUGUACUGAUAAACUGAAUUUCAUAAUAA
This is a messenger RNA of Pararge aegeria (speckled wood butterfly), 1203 nucleotides long. RefSeq names its product mevalonate kinase-like. Gene Ontology annotation, biological process: cholesterol biosynthetic process; isoprenoid biosynthetic process. The transcript is spliced from 4 exons. Gene Ontology annotation, molecular function: ATP binding; mevalonate kinase activity. The coding region runs from base 63 to 560 and encodes 165 amino acids. The record is from RefSeq and is a predicted model, not a curated record. Lineage: Eukaryota; Metazoa; Arthropoda; Insecta; Lepidoptera; Nymphalidae. Gene Ontology annotation, cellular component: cytoplasm.